GGUAUAUAAAGUCUUUGGGCUUGCUCGUGUGGGUACACAUCACUAGACCUCGAGACUUCGAUUCGCCGAGAGACGCAACUAAAAAGACGCUCCUGCAACAGAUCGAUUCAACGCUUUUCUCCACAAGUUCAAGAAGAACAAGUGGAUUUUCGUGACUUCUACCUGUAGGAUUAUUACUUUCGCGCAAAAAAAUUUUUGUGAGAAAGACAAGCCAAGAGGAGUGGUCCAGUUAGAAAUACGUCUAAAGAUGGAUUUACGCGUGGUGACCUCCCUGCUGUCCGUCAUGUUGGCCGCGGUGUUGAACACAGUUGUGUCUGCUCCCGCGAGCGAGGUCCCCGCGGCCAGCCUCGUGAGCCACGUCAGGAACAAGCGAUGCUCGUGCGCGACCUUCCUCGACCACGAGUGCGUCUACUUCUGUCACCUGGACAUCAUCUGGGUCAACACGCCAGAGCGCAUCGUCUCGUACGGGCUAGGAAACAUGCCGAGAAGGAGGCGCUCUGCCGGGGUGCCCCCCGCUAAGAGCCACGGGGGGGCCCGCUGCAGGUGCCUCAAGGGAAACGACAGCGCCUGUAACAACUUCUGUCAGCCGGAACACCAACUCAGGCAAAACAAGACGUCGCUCGGCAAGAAGAUCCGUCGCGCGGAGGGCGAGCGCUGCUCCGGGGCUGGCUGCGCGCGCACACCGAGGAUGAAAAGGAGAACAAACGGGGAAAACAUGACGAAAACGCCGUCGCUGGUAGCACUGCGCGCCGUGGCGCAGACCCGCGGCGUCCUGGAGGCGUGGAGGACGAGGAGGUGGAGGAGGGCGGCGGAGGAGGGGCACGUCGCAUCCUAGACAGCCUCGGCAGCACCUCCUCAAACCACUAACCCAGCCUCCUCACUGUUACGGAGAGAGGACGCCAUCAGCGACAGAAGCUAGAGAAUGAAGCGGCAUUACGGCCUAGCGGGCGGCAGUGGGGGGUCGUAACUUGACCCUAAAAUGGCCGCCGUGGCCGGCAGAGCGCUGGCCAAUGGACUCGCUCGGUUCCACACUUCCUCUGGAAGGGGAAGGCAGGCAGGAGUUCUGCUAACGGGUGGAAAGACUGAACUGAAGGGGGCUUGGACCCUCGGGGACUUGAAGGUCUUGGACAGCAUGGGGUCUCAGAGUGAGCAGGGUGACUGAGUGAAAACGCAAAGACCGCUCAAAGACCACUGUUACUCUUCACAACGUCAUCUGUCGACCUCCGAAGAGAACACUCCAGCGGAACGUCAGAAGCGUUCUUCUGUUGGGAGGGUUCUUCACGAAGAUGAUUGUACUAAUAUACAGUGUGGACGUCUAAAUAUUACACAGCGAGAGGCCUCUCUACGGGCGUGUGUGAAGAGCUGUUAAAGCGAUCCAUGUGGUCGCUGAAAGAAAGAUGUUUUGUCAAUGACUGAAUUCACCCAAAAAGGGGCACAUUUUUUACUCAUAAGUUAUUAUUACUCUACGUAUAUUAUGACUGUUAUGCUGUUUAUUUAUUCACAUGUUACAGAAUGUACUCUUCUAAGGACCAUAUUGGUUGUCCGUGUCGAUGUUUCGCUCUUUUAUCAUUUCUAUGAAAUGUGUUGCCAUCAAGUUGCCCUGAUUCAGGCCGAACUUUAAACUUUAAACUUUAAACAUAAAAAAUGUUUCACACCAAAGAAAACUAAAGUUGUUCUGUGUUUUUGCAUUUUCUCCUCUUUUUCACAUCAACAUAUAAUCUGUAGGCCGACAUUGUUUCAAAUUUGCAACAAUGUCUAUAUAUUAUAUUUUAUAAAUUGGAUUCAAUUUAUAAAAUAUAGUUGCUACCACUGUAGGUUGAAGAAUUUCAACCUUUAGUGAUGGCCUCAGGUUAAGAAGCCACGCUAUCAGAAUACAUGAAUGUUAACCAGGAGUAGGGUGUAAACUGGACUGCCUUGGUCAACACACGAUCUCAAGGGAAGUGCUAUCAAACACCAGGUUUUGAUGUUUUGUGUGUUAAGUAAAGGAAAGAGAGAUAGAUAGAGACAUGGAUAGAAAGAAAGAGAGAGAGGGGUAGAGAGACAUGGAGAGACAGAGCGACAUGGAGAGACAGAGAGAGAGAGAGAUGGAGAGAGAAACAGCAGUGUGUGUGUGUGUGUGUGUGUGUGUGUGUGUGUGUGUGUGUGUGUGUGUGUGUGUGUGUGUGUGUGUGUGUGUGUGUGUGUGUGUGUGUGUGUGUGUGUGUGUGUGUGUGUGUGUGUGUGUGUGUGUGUAAGAAAUAGAGAGAGAUCCAUUUAAAGGAGAGCAAAUAAA
Molecule: messenger RNA, 2272 nt
Organism: Gadus macrocephalus (Pacific cod)
Lineage: Eukaryota; Metazoa; Chordata; Actinopteri; Gadiformes; Gadidae
Gene: edn1
Product: endothelin 1
Exons: 5
Coding region: 248-835 (195 amino acids)
Biological process (GO): regulation of systemic arterial blood pressure by endothelin; regulation of vasoconstriction; vein smooth muscle contraction
Cellular component (GO): extracellular region
Molecular function (GO): hormone activity; endothelin A receptor binding; endothelin B receptor binding
Source: RefSeq, a predicted model, not a curated record